UUAUUCUCAUUCUUCCACCAUCAACUGUCAAAAGUGUGUGGUGCUUGUAGCUGUACAUUUUUCUAGUUUUUUACUAUUAUUUCGUUAUUUAUAAAAUUGUAACUGACGAAAUGUCAGGGAACGGCAGCCCCACGUUAUUAAAUUUGCGAGAUUAUCGAAUACAAAAAAAGACAUUAGGUCACCACAGUAACAACGGUGCAAUUAGCUCUGCACCUAAUGGAGCUGUAAGACGCCGAAUUAUUGCAUUCUCCGAUUCUGAUUCCGACUGUGAUAGUUCUGGAACAAAUUCUCAACCUGCACAAACUCCAAAGCAAAAUAUUAUAAUACCAAAUUCGAGAAACAUGAAAAAUCCGUCUGUUUUAGAAAAAGAGAACCAGAUGAAGUAUUUAAUGUCGUCAUUCCCGAAUGUUGAUGCUAUGGUUAUCCAUGAUGUGUUAUCUCGUCAUGGGUUUAAAGUAGACGAAGCGGCGUCAGAAUUAGCAAGAUGUCACGCUGUUGAGUUUAAUUCCCAAGGUUAUGCAAAAUGGAAGGAAGAAAAUGUUUUGAAUAAUGCAGGAAGUCAGACGAAAAUUACUGUUAAGAGAAAACCAUCUCCUGAUAGCGCGCCUUACAACAAAAGGAAAAAAUUUAAACGUCGGAAGUCAGAUGACGACACAGACGACAGCACUGGCAGCAAUCAAGAUUUCAAAGAUCGACGUGUGUUUGACAGUGAUGAAGAUUCGGAUGUUGAGAUUAGUGAUGAAUUAACUGGUGACAAGAAGAAAGUUUUUGAAUUUAUGCAGACAGCAACUGAAGGAGAACUUCAAUUGAUGAGUUUUUGUUCGAAGAAAAAAGCAGAAGCUAUAAUAGAUGCAAGACCGUUCACAGGAUGGGUGGAUCUAGUACAGAAAUUGAGCAACAAUAAAAACCUAAACACGGAUUUACUAAAUGCGGCACAACAAGUACUUAUGACUCGGAAUAAUAUUAGACAUUUGAUGAAAAAAUGUACAAAUUUGGCCCAACAAAUGGAAAAGGCGGUGGCUGCCGGAGCUGGAGUUAAGGCACAACCGAGGAUUUUAUCAGUUUCAUUGCGUUUGACUAAUUAUCAAAUGGUUGGACUUAAUUGGUUGGCAGUACUGCAUGCACAACGAGUAAAUGGGAUUUUGGCUGACGAGAUGGGUUUAGGAAAAACUGUACAAGUAAUUGCUUUUUUAGCCUAUUUGAAAGAGACUUGCCAAGCGCAAAAUACUCAUCUUGUUGUUGUGCCCUCAUCGACAUUAGACAAUUGGAGGUCUGAAUUUGCUCGCUGGUGUCCAGAAUUACGAGUGUUUAUGUAUUACGGGAGUACAGAGGAGAGAAGAUUGUUCAGAAUUGAUUUUGCCAAAGGAAUUUUGGCUGAUUUUGAUGUUAUUUUAACAACUUAUUCUUUGGUCGGGAAUAGUCCAGAAGAACGGAAGAUGUUUCGCGUCACACCCAUGCAUUACGUAAUUUUUGAUGAGGCCCACAUGCUAAAAAAUAUGAACACACAACGUUACGAAAAUCUGAUCAGAAUAAACGCGAAACACCGGAUAUUGCUGACUGGCACUCCACUUCAAAAUAAUUUGCUUGAAUUAAUGUCAUUGUUAAUUUUUGUAAUGCCAAAAAUGUUUGCUGAGAAAACUGAAGAUCUGAAAAGUCUUUUCCAAAAAACUUCUAAAUCUAAACAAACCGACGAUUCGUUACCACCUUUCGAGAGAGAACAGAUUGAACAAGCAAAACGUAUCAUGAAACCGUUUGUUUUGAGACGAUUAAAAUGUGACGUUUUACAAGAUCUUCCAAAAAAAAUUGACCAUGUUAUAAAGGUGCCAAUGGCACCAACACAAAAAGAACAGUAUGAAGCUUUAGUUGCUUCGUACCAAAAUGCAACGGUUGAAGAAGAAAAUUCAUAUAAUGGGAUGAGUAUAAUGACAGAUUUGAGGAAAUUAAGCAAUCAUCCAUUGCUCUUAAGAUAUCAUUACGACGAACAUCAAAUUAAAGAAAUGGCGAAACUUUUAGUCAGAGAUCCAACAUAUAAAGACACGGUAGAAGAAUACAUUGUUCAGGAUUUGUUGUUCAUGUCUGAUUUUGAAAUCAACAACUUGACAAAAAUCCACAGAUGUUUGGAACGUUACAUGCUUCCAGAUAACUUGAUUCUGACAUCAGGUAAAUUUUUGUAUUUGGACAAGAUUCUUGCGGAGCUGAAACAAACUGGACAUAGAGUUCUCAUAUUUAGUCAGUAUGUAAUCAUGUUGAAUGUAAUGGAACACUAUCUUAAAAUACGCAAGCACAAGUAUUUGAGAAUGGACGGGAGCACUCCAGUUAGUGACCGACAAGAACUUGUUGAUGAAUAUAUGGAAGACAAUAGCAUUUUUAUUUUCUUACUAUCAACAAGAGCUGGAGGUCUUGGUAUUAAUCUCACUUCUGCUGAUACUGUAAUUAUUCACGAUAUUGAUUUCAAUCCUUAUAACGAUAAACAAGCUGAGGAUAGAUGUCAUAGGAUGGGACAGACUCGACCUGUCACUGUUUACAGAUUAAUUUCUCAGGGUACAAUAGAGGAGGGAAUGUUGGAAAUGAAUAAAGAAAAGUUGAAAUUGGAAAGACAGAUAACGACUGAAGAAACAGAUAAUCCUGAUGUCAAAAGUGUGGUGAGAUUACUUUCUUCAGCCUUGGGAAUAGACAGUUCAAAAGCCAAUGCGUUUGUGUCUCCUACAAAAAAGAAGACGUGAACGAUUGUCAUUUAGAAUUAUUAUUUUAGGUUUUCUUGUUACAUUAAUACUUGUAACAGAUCUGCAUUUGUAAUGUUAGACUGUGUUAAUCAACAAUAAACAUAUUUUCUUUAA
Tribolium madens (black flour beetle) is the source of this 2837-nucleotide messenger RNA. RefSeq names its product SWI/SNF-related matrix-associated actin-dependent regulator of chromatin subfamily A containing DEAD/H box 1 homolog (gene Etl1). Bases 111 to 2723 code for a protein of 870 amino acids. Gene Ontology annotation, cellular component: nucleus. The record is from RefSeq and is a predicted model, not a curated record. The transcript has 11 exons. NCBI's taxonomy places the organism in Eukaryota, Metazoa, Arthropoda, Insecta, Coleoptera, Tenebrionidae. Gene Ontology annotation, molecular function: ubiquitin binding; chromatin binding; ATP binding.